AGAGACAUUUUCGCGGUUCUGACCCUCUUGAAAGGGAAUUUUCUGAUGAGGAGCUAAGGCAGAGAUAUAGAUUUGGCAGAGAGACCAUUGAGUACUUGUCGGAUUUAAUGAGAGGGGAUCUGGAGCGUGGGACAAACAAGGAGACAGCUCUUUCAGUGGAGCAACAGGUCAUGAUUGCCUUGAGGUUUUAUGGUAGUGGAUCACACUUGCAAGUUGUUGGGGACACAAUGGGAUUUGACAAAUCAACUGUGUCUCGGGUGAUUGACCGUGUGGCGGAAUCAUUAGUUGGCAGGAAGGAUGAAUUCAUAUCGUGGCCAAAUAACCAGAGGAAGAAUGUAAUAAGGGCUGAGUUUUAUGAAAAGGCUGGUUUUCCAAACGUGGUUGGAUGCAUUGAUGGGACCCACAUACGGAUUACUGGGCCUAGCAUUGAUGAACCAGUAUUUGUGAACAGAAAGGGGUUCCACAGCAUCAACGUACAAGCCAUUUGUGACCAUGAAGGUAGAUUCACCAACAUCAGUGCUAGGUGGCCAGGAUCAGCACAUGAUUCUCAUGUUUUCAGAACCUCAGCCAUAGGACAACAUCUUGAGAAUGGAUAUCAAGGAGUUGGAAAAGGUGUAUUGUUAGGAGACAGUGGCUAUCCCUGCAGACAGUUUUUGCUGACACCAUACAGACAACCAGCUGCUGGUAGAGGUCAAGCAAGGUUUAACAGAAGACAUUGCUCAACAAGGUCAACAAUAGAAAGGACAUUUGGAAUAUGGAAGAAGCGCUUUCACAUUCUAGGAUCAGAGAUCCGAAUGAAACCAGAUAAAACUUGCCGUAUCAUCAUUGCUUGGGGUGUUCUGCACAAUAUUGCCAUAAUGAGGAAUGAACCUGACGUUGCAGAAGAACAAUUAAUUGACAAUCAACCUCAGAUGCCACCCUAUAAUGGUCCACAGGACGGAAAAGGCAUACGGGACCAUUUUGCUACCACUUUUUUUGCCUAA
This is a messenger RNA of Mytilus californianus (California mussel), 983 nucleotides long. RefSeq names its product putative nuclease HARBI1. The coding region runs from base 108 to 983 and encodes 291 amino acids. The transcript is spliced from 3 exons. The record is from RefSeq and is a predicted model, not a curated record. Lineage: Eukaryota; Metazoa; Mollusca; Bivalvia; Mytilida; Mytilidae.